Molecule: messenger RNA, 1909 nt
Organism: Maniola jurtina (meadow brown)
Lineage: Eukaryota; Metazoa; Arthropoda; Insecta; Lepidoptera; Nymphalidae
Gene: Rexo5
Product: RNA exonuclease 5
Exons: 2
Coding region: 103-1833 (576 amino acids)
Cellular component (GO): nucleus
Molecular function (GO): nucleic acid binding; exonuclease activity
Source: RefSeq, a predicted model, not a curated record
ACCUACAUUAUAUUCUCUUUGGUACUUAACGAGUGGCUAGAAAAUUAAGGUUUUAGUUUUUUGGAUUUUUAUCACAAUUUGUAAGUUGAUCUAAUUUGAGAAAUGAUUACAAAUAAUAAUUCUGAAGAACCAAUAAAAAAAAAACGGCGCAUCAGCAGUGAAUGUUCCAAUAAAGCAAUCGCUAAUCUCGAAAUACUUAGCAAUACCGACGAAAAGAAAGCUAAAGUACGCGUUCGUAAAAAGCAUAUUCCGAAGUUUCGAUUGAUAACUACUGGGAUAAAUGCUUUGUUAACUACACCUUUACAGGAUAGAGUGCCUUUGACCCUCACAGACAUACAACAUUUAUUGUUACAUUCAUUACUAGGUAACGUUAACCUAACUCAAUCACCACGCUGGUAUGUACUAGAUAAAUGUGACUACUUAAAACAAACCACUUGUCUGAUAGUUGAAGGAAUCUCUAUAAAGCAUUGGGAAAUGUACAACAGUAGCUUAUCUAAAACUAAGAUGAUAUUUGAUAAUGUAGUGGAGAUUCUAACUCCUUCUGUUUACAAUGGAUCCUUAGUCAAGGAGCUAGCAUUGGUACCUCUUUCUGAAGCUGACAAAGGAACCUUGAUACAGAAAUAUGGCAGUAUGAACUUGGCCCUAGAGGUUAGAAAAGACUUGAAUGUUAUGAUGAAAGCUGUUUUUCCUAUUGGUGAUGAAGUUUCAGACACAUCUAGUGGAAUCAGCUUAGAAGAAAAAUUUCCAAGAACACAGUUAAUUCUUUCUGCAUGGCAGUUAAUAGAGGAGAACUAUCCAGUUCCUUUGAAAGGUAAAUUAAAAGCUAUUUAUGCAGAUUAUGUUUUAUCUAAAGAAGCAUAUAAGCCUGUAACUGCAAAGUCACCAAUGUUUGGCCUAGACUGUGAAAUGUGUCUCACGGAGGCUGGUUCGGAGCUAACUAGAGUAUCUGUUGUUAAUGAAAAACAUGAAACAAUAUAUGAAUCUUUUGUUCAGCCCUUUAAUAAAAUAGUUGAUUAUUUAACACGCUAUUCUGGUAUUACUAAGACGUUAUUAGAAAAUGUGACUAAGAGACUGGAAGAUGUGCAGCAAGAAUUACGUGACUUACUACCACCCGAUGCAAUAUUGGUUGGUCAGUCGUUACAAGUAGACUUACAUGCCUUGAAAAUGAUGCAUCCCUAUAUAAUAGAUACUAGUAUGAUAUAUAAUUUUGCUGGUGAAAGAACAAGAAAACCGAAACUUAAAAUACUAGCAAAAGAAUUCUUGAAUGAAGACAUUCAAAGCAGUAAGAACGGUCACUGUUCAGUUGAAGAUUCUCUAGCGUCAAUAAAACUUGUUCAAUUAAAGCUAAGCAAGAGCAUGGAAUUUGGAGAUGCUGUUCAUACCAAUAGGCAACAGUAUAAGGAGAACGCUAUAAAAAUGUCUACAAAGCCACAAUAUGCUGUGCCCAUCUUCAACCACAUCAUCGAUCAGAGAAAAACUUCAGUGGUUAUAGGAUGUGACAAUAUUACAGGAGAUUAUCACACUUUUUUAACCCAAGCUAAAGAAAAUCCAAAUAAUCAAUUGAAAAAAGGGAAACCAAAAAGGGUUAAGUUGAACACUGUUGAUGAAAUGGAGGAAGUAAUCUCCAAUAUCAUGGAAGCUGGAACUGAUUACAAUUUGGUAAUGGGUCAUUUAAAAAUUGAUGCUGUUAACAUUGAAUUCAUACAAAAAAUUGACAACUGGAUAGAAAAAAUUUGGGACAGUGUUCAAGAAUCGGCAUUGUGUGCAAUUGUGUUUGGUGGCACAUCCACUGACAAUGGUGUAGCAAUGGUGAGAGUGAAAAGUACUUCAUAACAAGGAUCAUACAGAGUUUGUAAAUUACAAUAUUUGAGAUAUAAGAUUAAUAUUUAUACAUAAUAUUAUUUAUCAA